Messenger RNA from Atta colombica, 1263 nucleotides. RefSeq lists its product as uncharacterized. Lineage: Eukaryota; Metazoa; Arthropoda; Insecta; Hymenoptera; Formicidae. The record is from RefSeq and is a predicted model, not a curated record. The transcript has 5 exons. The coding region runs from base 393 to 1169 and encodes 258 amino acids.
GCUCAGCAAAAGUAGUCACUUCGAAAUCUUCGAUGCCGAUGGACAUGAUUCUUCAAAAGAUUUAAGGAAAGCAAUAGAGAAUGAAGAGUUUUAUUAUCCAAUCCGGACUCAUCAAGCAAUCAACCUUUCAGUCAGUCUGUUAUCUGCGAUUCUUAUAGGUGCGCAUACGUAUUCGAAUUGUCAUAAACUCAUGCCGCAUGUCAUACACGAAGCUGUGUGUAUUAUUAAAAUAUAAAUAAAGAAAGAAUCUCUUUUCAUGGAGAAUAAGAUAGGUGUUGCCAUAUUAUACCUUCUGCUGAUGAACAUUUUUUAACGAUAAACAAGUGAAUACGUACAAGUUAUUUUCUAAUUGAUAAUUUGGAUAGUUCGGAGGAGACAUUAUAUAAGAAAUAAUGAUGAAUUCAAAGCAAGCAGAAAUAUGGCUGGCAGUGUUGUAUACCGGAUCCAUGAUAUCUUCCGUCACAUCUGUUAUAUCUCUGGUGACCACAUGGCAGAAUUGGGUAGUGACAUUAGAUAGUUGCAUCGAUGUUGAUUGCGGGUGUAUAUUAUACGGUAUCAAUACAUUUCGUACAUUUCUCGGCGGCGACGAGAAACUAUGCCACUUCGUCGCGUACGCUCUCAUACCCAUCAUAGUAAUCAGCUUGUGUCUUGGGGCCUAUCAUGGGUACAGAUGCUGCAUACAUAAAAAUUUAGACGAACCUAAGCAAAUUAAUCACGAACAAGUGUACAAUGACAGAAGAAAUCUUAAUGGAUAUGUUGUGAUCCAUGUAAAGAAGAGAGUUGCUUUUAAGAGAUGGAUGCCUAUCGGUUUUCUCGCAGCGCUUGUCUGCUGCCUGUCUCUCGCCCACGCAGUCGUGAUAACCGACGGCUACUAUAAAACUUGCGAACAAUAUAGACGAAAUCUCAUUCAACUCUUGGGUUCGACAGGCCGCGAAAUUUUAGCAAUUCAUAAUAGAUUAUCGUGCGGCGCGAUUUUCGAUUUCAUGGAUUAUGUUCAGCCAGAUAAGAAUCAUUGGAGUCGCACCGAGAUGAAUACCGGGAUUGCGCUUCAACUCGCAAUAUACACAAGCUGGUUCAAUUUUGUCGUUUGGAUAGUCGCGUGUUCUAUAAACUUCAUCAUGGCGAGGAAAAGGCAGCGCAAUUUAGGGGAAAAAUUUUGUUGCUGUUGACAUCCUUUAUAAAAUUAAUUAGUGACAAAUUCUUGACAGUUUUGGUAAAAUAUAAUAAAUAAGGAUGUCCUCUGAAAAAAUAUAACAAGAUAUG